Molecule: messenger RNA, 1359 nt
Organism: Cuscuta campestris
Lineage: Eukaryota; Viridiplantae; Streptophyta; Magnoliopsida; Solanales; Convolvulaceae
Source: the annotation of a GenBank genome assembly
GAAAAAUAUUUCGAAAUAGGCAAAUUAAAAAUGAAAGUGGGAAAAACAUUUUGAGACAGAGAGUAUGAUACUACAUUGAAAGAUUAUCUAUGUUUUAAUACUAUAUAAUUAAAUCACCAAGGUUCCCACCCCCCUAAUCCACAGCUCUCUCUUUUUCUUCUUCUUCUUCUUCUUCCAAAAAUGCUUGAGGAAUCCAAUGCAGCCAGCAUGAACAUGAACUCAUCUUCCAUCUGGUCAUCCAUGGCCAGCUGGUUCACCCCCACAGUCCUCUUCCUCCUCCUCAACCUCAUGAUUGGGACCAUUGCUCUCUCCUCCACACUCUCCUGCAACAAACAGAAGCACCCAAAGAAGAAUCAAGAACCCCAUCACCAUCUUGACAAGUCCCCCUCCGUUCUCCACCGCCUCAGAUCCAUCAAUUUCUCCAGUUUCAGAUUCCACGAGACCUCAAUCUUCAAAUCCUCCCCGGAUUCCGACGCCCACCCGCACCCCCAAACCUUCGAAGAUUCCCAAUUUCACAACACCCAUCAGGAAACGCCGGUUCUUGAAUCUCCGGCGACCCACUACAUUUUCCGGCAGGAGUACCACCAGGAAGAAUCGCUUACCCACUACACAUUCCAGCAAGAGGAGGAGGAGGAGGAGGUGGAGCGGGAGAGCAUGGACGAAGUCUACAGCAGAUUGAACCGGCGGCCGGAAAGCCAGAGUCAGCCGGAGGUCAAGACAUCUGCAGAGGAGGAGUCGCCGGAGAGGAUGAAGAAGUCGGCGAGCGUGAAAUCGCGAGUCAACCCUUUUGAGGGGGGCGGAAAUCUGGAGCGCCGGCGGCCGGCGACGGUGAAGGAGAGAGGGAAGGCGGCGGAUCUGGAGGUGGACGCGAGGGCCGACGACUUCAUCAACCGGUUCAAGCAGCAGCUGAAGAUGCAGAGGCUAGAUUCUAUCCUGAGGUACAAAGAAAUGAUUGGGAGAGGGGCCGGAAAGUGAAUCUGAGGUUCUACGGGGACUGUUCUGCAAUAUCUUGUCGUUGUUGGGGUUCUUUCAGUAAUAGUGAAAACGUUGUCCGUACUUUGUAAGAUUAGAAUGUGUGCGGUGUGCCCGCAAAGGAAAAAAAAAUCAAAUUUCGCAUUAUUGUUAUUCCACUUUUUGUGGGGGGUUGAAUCGCUAUUUGCUAGAGUUUUGGGGGCUUUUGUAAGGAUAUUUAAAUGGGUGGUGCUUUGUGUGAAUCUUGAUUUCUUGCUAUUUAAAGCAAGGGAUCCACCCAUUGGUGGAGGUGGUGCUAUGUACAAUUCUCUCGAGAAAAAAUCUCAGUGGAAAAUUUUUAAGAAUUUGUAAAUUUCUAUUGUCUCAAAAUAAAUUUUAUGAUUUAUA